Messenger RNA from Trichosurus vulpecula (common brushtail), 3308 nucleotides. RefSeq names its product general transcription factor IIH subunit 1 (gene GTF2H1). Lineage: Eukaryota; Metazoa; Chordata; Mammalia; Diprotodontia; Phalangeridae. The transcript has 15 exons. The record is from RefSeq and is a predicted model, not a curated record. Gene Ontology annotation, cellular component: transcription factor TFIIH core complex; transcription factor TFIIH holo complex. Gene Ontology annotation, biological process: nucleotide-excision repair; transcription by RNA polymerase II; transcription by RNA polymerase I. Bases 527 to 2176 code for a protein of 549 amino acids.
ACAGCUAUAGAUGUCACCGGCACUUCCCCGUCACCUGACGGGACACGGCCCCUCCCGCGCGGUCCCUCCCCCUCGGGCCGAGGCCACGCUAGCGCUCCCCCACGGCCUGAAGCCGCCGGGGGCCGCGGACAGGCCUAGCGAGAGCUGGGGCCUGAAGGGCGUCGUGGAUUGGGGUCGUGUGGGGCCGCACGGGCAGCCGCGAGUCCCACUACUGUCUGCAGUCGGAGAGUGGUGCAGGUGAAGGAGAGCGUGAAGGUGGGUAGGCGGGGGAACCGAAAGUGUCAUGGCGGCCGUGUUUCCCUGUCACGUGGCCUCCCGGCUCCGCCUCAUUGCUUCCGGUCACGUGCCCCCCGUGUCCUCCCAGCCAGCAAUGGAGGAGGCUAGACCCCCCAGCAGCGGAGGCGGCGGCAGCGGGAGCCCGGGCACCGCCAGGCAGCGCCAGUGAAGAAAGGAGCAGAAAGAAGCUCGCCCACCGACCCUCCCUCCGGGCCCGGGCCGGGGCUCCCGCACGCACCUUCCAGCCAGCAUGGCAACUUCAUCAGAAGAAGUUUUACUGAUUGUAAAGAAGGUGCGUCAGAAGAAGCAGGAUGGGGCCUUGUACCUCAUGGCAGAAAGGAUAGCUUGGGCACCUGAAGGCAAAGACAGGUUUACAAUCAGCCAUAUGUACGCGGACAUUAAAUGCCAGAAAAUCAGUCCAGAAGGAAAAGCUAAAAUCCAGCUUCAGCUGGUCCUACAUGCAGGAGACACAACCAACUUCCAUUUUUCCAAUGAAAGCACAGCUGUAAAGGAGCGAGAUGCUGUGAAAGACCUUCUUCAGCAGUUGCUACCUAAAUUCAAGAGGAAAGCCAAUAAAGAACUGGAAGAGAAAAACAGAAUGCUGCAAGAAGAUCCUGUUUUGUUUCAGCUUUAUAAAGACCUGGUUGUGAGUCAGGUGAUCAGUGCUGAGGAAUUCUGGGCCAAUCGUUUAAGCAUGAAUACCAUGGAUAGCCCUGCGGCAUCCAAUCACAAGCAGGAUGUGGGCAUUUCUGCAGCAUUUCUGGCUGAUGUCCGCCCCCAAACAGAUGGCUGUAAUGGGCUAAGAUACAAUUUAACUUCUGAUAUCAUCGAGUCCAUAUUUAGGACCUACCCAGCAGUAAAAAUGAAAUAUGCAGAAAACGUUCCACAUAACAUGACAGAAAAAGAGUUCUGGACACGAUUUUUUCAAUCCCAUUAUUUUCAUAGGGAUCGGCUUAACACAGGGUCAAAAGAUCUCUUUGCAGAAUGUGCCAAAAUGGAUGAAAAGGGCUUAAAAACAAUGGUAUCACUAGGAGUGAAAAACCCUCUACUAGAUUUGACAGCACUGGAGGAUAAAUCAUUAGAUGAGGGCUAUGGGGUUUCCCCUGUGCCAUCUACUUCCAGCUCUUCAAAAUCCAUAAAAGAAAAUAGCAAUGCCGCAAUCAUCAAGAGAUUUAACCAUCACAGUGCUAUGGUCCUGGCAGCGGGUCUCAGGAAACAUGAAGCACAAAACGAUCACAAUAAUGAAAACAGCAGCACAGAUGGGAACUCUCGGGAUUCAGACUUCUUUCAGCCACCAGUCAAAAGGGUAAAGUUACAGGAAUCCAUUGAAUAUGAAGACUUGGGGAAAAAUAAUAGCAUAAAAACAAUUGCACUAAGCCUGAAGAAGUCAGACAGGUAUUAUCAUGGCCCAACUCCAAUUCAGUCCCUCCAAUAUGCAACAAGUCAGGAUAUUAUCAAUUCUUUUCAGAGUAUUAAGCAAGAGAUGGAAACUUAUACACCUAAACUAACUCAGGUUCUUUCAAGUGGUGCUGCAAGUAGUACCAUCACAGCCCUAUCCCCUGGAGGAGCACUUAUGCAGGGAGGACCACAGCAAGCCAUAAACCAGAUGGUGCCAAAUGACAUUCAGUCAGAACUCAAACACUUGUAUGUGGCCGUGGGGGAGCUGCUGAGGCAUUUCUGGUCCUGUUUUCCAGUUAACACACCAUUCCUAGAAGAAAAGGUAGUGAGGAUGAAGAGUAAUUUGGAACGAUUCCAAGCUACUAAGCUCUGCCCAUUCCAAGAAAAAAUUCGGAGACAGUAUUUAAGCACAAAUUUGGUAAGUCACAUAGAAGAGAUGCUGCAGACAGCCUACAAUAAACUUCACACAUGGCAGUCCCGGCGCCUGCUGAAGAAGACGUGAAGGAGCCCUGGGCGUUGGAGGCUUUGGUCCCUGGGAUGCUCUCUGCAGCAGUUGUGGGAACACACCCUGAGCAGCUCUCGCAUCCCCCAGACGACGCUGCAGGGACGUCUGCAGCCACUGGACUUGGGAGCUGACGCUAUUGAACUUGCACAUUCUGGAGUGAAAGGAGCUGUGGUUAAACUUGAAAACUGGGAGGUAAAUUAAGGCAGAACCAAAACAAGCUGAAUUGCAAAAAAAUAUAUAUAUUUUAAAAAGACACUGUUUACUGCAGUUACUCAGGAACUGCUUUUGAUUUGCAUUAAGAGCUGCUUUCAGAAAUAAAAAGUAACUUUAAAAAGGGUGAAUUGAUAAAAUCUGAAAAUUUUUUUUGUCUAACCUUUUUUUUUUUUAAAGUAUAUGGCACAGGGUAGAAAUUAAAUGUUGUUUUUUUUUUUCCUCCACUGGAUCCUCACGUUUUACUGGAUUCUGUUUGUACUUUACUGAAACAGGUUGAAAAAGGAGUAUUUUAAAUAAAGCAGAGAGAAGCUGUCGCUCUAACCAUCAGGAGACAGUUGUGGUCAGAGGCAUCUUCUGCUCUGUGUUUCCUACGGAAAUGAGAAGCAAUAGAAUUGCACUGAGCGCUUAUUUGUGGUUUGGGGUCCUGGAAUGACACAAGGGGAACAGUUUUGCAGAAAGUCUUGAAUUUUUUAUGCAAAAUUUUUUCAAGAGACAAUGGAACUGCAUGUUUUUGUUUGAGUGCACAUAUGCACUGCUAAGAUUUUUUUAAGAUGGCAUGUGCUUUGAAAGGAAACUGCCUUUUUAAGAGUUUAAAGAUCUUACAAGUGAAGAGAACUAUAAGAAUCAUUUACUUAUUUUCACCUCUUUUAAGAGAAAUAAAAAGUAUUUCUCAAGUCUGUUUUUCUCCAGUCUCUACCUGACUGUUAAACUAUUUUUGGCGAAUCGAUAAUCAUUGCAUAGAGUGGAAAGCGUGUGAAUGCAAAAAAAAAAAGUUAGAUAUGAUAUUGUAUCUGGAAUCUGUGCCAUAUUUUGUUCCUAAUAGGAUCAACUCACUGUUUAUCUAAGACUUAGCUGUCUUGUAUUAAAAAUUAUACAAAAAAAGUAAACCCGUUUUAUACAUACUGUUUAACUGAUA